This is a messenger RNA of Chenopodium quinoa (quinoa), 2582 nucleotides long. RefSeq names its product probable serine/threonine-protein kinase PBL7. The transcript is spliced from 6 exons. Gene Ontology annotation, molecular function: ATP binding; protein kinase activity. Bases 625 to 2172 code for a protein of 515 amino acids. Lineage: Eukaryota; Viridiplantae; Streptophyta; Magnoliopsida; Caryophyllales; Amaranthaceae. Gene Ontology annotation, biological process: protein phosphorylation. The record is from RefSeq and is a predicted model, not a curated record.
CCAUAUAUUUAGAUUCCUUUUAGACAUACAAUAUCCCAAUCCUUAAGAUUUGAUCAUAGUACGAAGUAUAUCCUAAAAGAUCAUUAGUAGACAAAUUUCACCCAAUAUGAACUCAUAAUCCAAAAUUAAAACACGACGAACAUAAAUGCUUACCAAAAAACAAUACGUGGACGACUUCUUCCAUCCCAAAAAAACCCUCUAUUUAGGUCGAUUAAUCAAUCCUCGAAAGCACACUAUAAACCCCCUAAUAAAUCGAUCACCCAACCUCACUACCAUCCAAAUAAUGGAGUAACGGUCCCAAGUAGGUGCUUAUUGUCUUCAUUCUCCUCAACAUCAAGCAUCUUCAACAGCCCACCCCCCUCACCCCCUCUUCAUUUAAUUAAAUCUUUAUCAACCAACAAUUUUUAUUAAUUAUUAAUAUCUUGGUUUACUCUAAUCACUCACAUUUCAUUUUUUUUUUAUAAUAUUAUUCACAUACUUUAAAAAUUUUCUCAUAAUAAUCUCUCUCUUUCUCAAAAGCUGUUGUAUUCUGUUCCUCUCUUUCAAGUAAAGUAGCAAUCUUUCUUUCAUCCUUCUUUAUAUUUUUUUUCUGGGUUUUUUGUAUAUUCUUUUUUGAGAUCUAAAAUGGGGUUUUCCCAAUGUGAUUACACUGAUAACCAACAAAUUCUUACAAAUUCUUCAAAUGCUCUCUCUUUAAUCCCUGUUUAUAGUGAUACUAUUGACAAUGAUGAUGAUGAUUGUUGUGAUAAUUACAAUGAAUUAAAGUUUAAAUCUUUUUUGAUGAAUAUGAUUUGGGAUUUUGGGUUUGGUUGUUUUGUACCAAAAAUGGGCAAAAAUGAAGGGCAAAAGAAGAGUAAUUCAGAGCACAAUAAAGCAUGGUUACUUGCAGAAUCUGGUGGUGAUUUAGCAAACUGUGAACCUCACUCAGUUCACUCCUCUUUUAGGUUCAGUUUAUGUUCUCAAAAGGAACUUGAUUCCUUAAAAACUGCUAAUUUGAACUCUUCCACUACUAUUUUGAUGGUGAAUUUGGAUAAUAAUUCGAGUGAUUCCAACUCCAAAGAGCUAAAAUGGCGAAGGAUUGAAUCAUUGGAGAAGAGUAUUUCACCUGUUGCUAACUCUUUGAUCAGGUUUAGCUUUGCUGAAAUUCUUUCUGCUACCCGCAAUUUCUCUGAAGGUAGAGUAUUGGGCAGAGGUGCAUUGAGUUAUGUAUUUAGAGGUAGAGUUGGGUUUUUGAGAACAGCAGUGGCAGUUAAGAGGUUAGAUAAAGAGGAUAAGGAGAAUACCAAGGCUUUUUGUAGAGAGUUGAUGAUUGCAAGUUCUCUUGAACAUCCAAACAUCGUUCCUCUUUUGGGAUUUUGUAUUGAUCCUGAGGAAGGCUUGUUCUUGGUUUACAAAUAUGUGUCCAGUGGAAGCCUAGAGCGACAUUUGCACGGUAAGAAGAAGAGUGGGAAGGGUUUUGCGUCGCUUUCAUGUUCUGCAAGGUAUAAAGUUGCUGUAGGAAUUGCAGAAGCUAUUGCAUAUCUACAUAAUGGAACUGAAAAAUGUAUUGUUCAUAGAGAUAUAAAGCCCUCCAAUAUUCUUCUGUCUUCCAAGAAAAGGCCAAAGCUAUGUGAUUUCGGAUUAGCAACAUGGACUGCAGCACCAUCAGUCCCUUUCCUUUGCAAAACUGUGAAAGGAACAUUUGGAUAUUUGGCUCCUGAGUACUUCCAACACGGGAAGGUAUCCGAUAAAACUGAUGUUUAUGCUUUUGGAGUUGUCCUUUUAGAGCUUAUAACAGGCCGAAAACCAAUAGAAUCAUCAAGGCCAUCCGGAGAAGAGAACCUGGUUCAAUGGGCGAAGCCACUAAUGGACCAGGGAGGCUCAGCAUUUGACAGUUUGCUUGACCCACGAGCUAAAGUUACUCCUAAAAGUUCAAAACUUAUAACCCAAUUGGUACGUGCUGCAGCUGCCUGCGUGAGCGGUGAAGAAUCUAGUAGGCCAAGCAUCAAUGAAGCCAUCAUUCUGCUAAGAGGAGAAGGCUGCCUUGUUAAGGGUAAGGCAAGUUUAGGCAGUCGAAGAAGUUAUGUUCCUCCAAUAUUACAACGAACAAAAAGUGAAAUGAAGUCUCAUUUGGCUUUGGCUAUGCUUGGAGCAUCUGAGCUGGAAGAUGAUGAUUUCCUUUAUGGUCGAUGACACUAAUGAAAGUCCUGUGAACUUUUUUUGUUUGUGUGUGAAUGGCUGUCCAUUUUCUACAUCAGCGUUGUUUAUUGUUCUCCGUUAGUUGACUAUUGAGAGAAAUUGUCAGGCUCUUUCAUCAGGGGUGAUAGGAGCAGGGGAUGCUAAAUGUUUUGUAUAGAAGUAGGAUCAGUGUGUACAUAAUUAUUUUCAAUGUGUUGCUCGAGAGGGAUCGAGCUUCUCGUUAGGAAGUUGAUUGGGGAACUGAGAAACUUAACAUUGUGAAAUUUGUCCAGAAUUUCAGAUUGAUUGAGUCUGUUCUAUAUAUAUUUUUUUUUUGACACUUCAAUUUCACAUCUGUAAUAUUAACUCUGCUGCAGUGUUGAUGCAAGAAAUUUCUGAUAAAAUGUCAAUGCACUUGACCUAUG